AUGAACAAAUUUAAUAACACUUUAAAUAAUCAUGUCCUGAUGUCAGACCCAUUUGUUGACACUACCAGUUCUACUACUCACACUAUUAAUCAUAUUAAUAAGGACUUUGGCAUAAAAAACAUUUUAACGGAGCGGAAUAUAUUUGAUAAAUUUUUAAGUUGUUUUCGCCCAUUUAUUUAUCUUAUCCAAAAAGAGAAGUCCUUUCCCUCAUCAGAUCAAGACUUACCAUGGGAAGUCCCAUUUGAAUCAGUGACCGAUUUAGUAUGGAUCGGGUCUGGUGCACAAGGCGUGGUUUUUCGUGGUUGUUUUCGUGAUGAAUUGAUCGCUGUGAAAAAAGUUAAUAAACAGUCUGACACAGAUAUUCGUCAUUUACGUUAUUUAAACCAUCCGAACGUUAUUAAAUUCAAAGGAGUUUGUGUGGAACAACCGUGUUACUGUAUACUUAUGGAAUAUUGUCCAUAUGGUCAGUUGUAUGAAAUAAUACACUCAGGCAAUCCUAUAUCACCAUCUUUGAUUUGUUCAUGGGUUAAACAGAUCGCCGAUGGAAUGCAUUAUUUACAUUCAUGUAAAAUAAUUCACAGAGAUCUCAAAUCACCAAAUGUUUUAGUCGGUUAUAAUCACGUAUUAAAAAUAUCCGAUUUUGGUGCAUCUCGUGAAUGGACAGAGAAUUCUACUAAAAUGUCAUUUACUGGCACUGUAGCUUGGAUGGCACCUGAAGUAAUACGUAAUGAACCUUGUUCGUUUAAAGUUGAUGUAUGGUCUUAUGGUGUACUUUUAUGGGAGUUAUUAACCGGUGAAAUUCCAUAUCACAAUGUUGAUUCAACUGCGAUUCUAUGGGGUGUUGGCAGUGAAAAUCUUCGUUUGCCAGUUCCAGUGACAUGUCCUUCAGAAUUACGUGUACUUAUGAAAACAUGUUGGAAUAUCAAGCCAAGGAAUCGUCCUAGUUUUCGUCAAAUUCUAUCACAUCUAAAUGUAACCUGUUCACGUUUACUACAGUACACUGAUGAUGAAUUCAUUUCAUUGCGUCAACUAUGGAAAGAAGAAAUCACUGUUUACCUUCAAGAUAUUCGACUUGAAGGUCAGUGUACACCAAAACUUGAAGUGAUGUUAAUUCGUCGUCGACGUGAAGAAUUAUGUCAUGCACAAGAUAUUCGACGUUGUUAUGAUGAUAAACGUGAAAGAGCUAAUGAAUUAUAUAUGGAAUUGAAAAUAUUAUUAGCUGAAUGCGAAGAAGAAAAACGUAAAGCUGAACGAGAACGUUUACACUAUGAAUCGCUUAUUCAAGAGCUCAAUACUAAUCGAAAACAACAAAAUGAAUUCAAUCAACAAAAAUGUUCAACUGAAGAGAAAAAAUUUGUUGACAAUGAAAAAUUUCAAUAUUUCAAUGAUAUAGAAAAUACAAAUGAUUGUAUUACUACUCAUUCAAAUAAACAACAAUUUCCUUUUUCAACUUUAUCAACAUUUUCAUUAGGACGUAAAUUAAGUGAUUUCUAUUAUCGUCGACGUAAUGAUUUCAAAUUUACUAAAUCUAUUUUACAAUCAUCAUUAUUAUUACCAUUAUCUAUUGGGAAUAAUAAUACACAUUCAUCUAUUCAUACUACUGAUAUCAUUCAUAAAAGUAAUAUAAAUAGAUUGGAAUUAUUAAAAAAUCAUCAUUAUUAUUUUACAAUACCAAAUAGUUUAGAACAAUUUAAUGAGAUUUAUUAUUUAGGUUAUCUUAUAUAUAACAAUCUAUUUAAUAAUAAUACUACUAAUAAUAAUAUUAGUAGUAGUUGUAGUUCACGAAUUAAUAAAAAACAAAAAUGUCCAUUUUGUGGUAAUCUCUAUUCAUCAUUAAUAAAUAAUAUGGAAUUUUUAAAAUUCUACCAUCAUCAUCAUCGUAAUAAUCAUCAUCUACGUAGAGCAUUAACAUUAUCAAUGUUAGAAUAUAAAUUAAAAGAUCAACAAUUAACCGAUUCAUCUAUGAUUUAUAAUGAAUUAUACAAUACUACUAAUGAUAAUAAUAAUAAUAGUAAUAUACAACCAAGUUCACUUCUACAUAAUACUAAAAAACAAUUUGCCAGUACAAAUAGUUUGCAUCAACUUGUAAAUGUCCCUUCUCCUCCACCACCGCCAGCAUAUGACUCUGUAAUAACAACUGACAAUCAAGUCGUACGAGGAGGCCAUCAUCAAAAUGUACCAGAACAAACUAUGGUAAGGUCGAAUUUCACUCAUAUAAGUGAUAUUCACAACAAAAACAACAAUAACGGUAGUCAAACAUUCUGUAAUCAUCAUGAUCAUCGGACUGAUGUCACUUCUUCACCUUCAUCAGUAAAAUCUGUACAUCAUCAGUUAAAAGAUACUGUGAAAACUACCUGUAUUCGUACAACCGAUAUCACCACUACAUACACUACUACUACUACUACUACUUCUAAUUUGAAGGGCAACGAUAAUUCAACCAAUAAUUCCGACAAGAUUCAAUUCGAUGUAAUGUUAAAUCCAACCAUAAAUGAAAAUAAGAAAACAAUGACAAAUGAUAAUGAAAUGUUGUUUAAAACCGGUUUAUCAAAAACAACAAUUAAGAUUGACAAUGAAAAAUCCAAAGAAGAUAAAAUGACUGGAUGUCAUGUUAAUGUGAUAAAUUGGCUUAAUCCUGCAAACAAUUCAAUAAAUGUUCAUCAAUCAUCAAAUGUAAAUAAUUUAACAUCGAAAUAUUAUCCAACCAAUUAUCGAUUAAAACGUUCUAUUAGUCAAGAUUCUUUAUUAUGUUACUUGAAAAAAUUACAAUCAAUAAAAAAUAUCAAUGAAAAAUACACUAAUAUCAAUACUACUCAUAACGAUAAUAAUAAUACUACUACUACUGACAAAGAUAAUCAUACUACUGAUAAUGAUGAUCAUAAUAAUACUAUUAUUAAAUCAUUAAAAAAUCAAUUUCCUCUGAUCAAUAAAAAAUUCUCUUCAUGUAUAUCAAUAUUUUCAACAAUCAAUUAUUAUAAAUCAUCACCAUUAUCAUAUUUAACAAGUUUUAAAGAAUUCCCUAAUAAUCAUAUUUAUCAUCAAUUGAAAGUAAUGAAUGAACGGGAUUAUUUUAAAGCAAAUAUAAUUCAUAAAUCUUUUAUACAUUCUUAUCAACCUCAACAAAUAUCUUCAAAUGAUGAAAGUCAUAUAGACUCUACUCUUGAUAAAACGAUACAAGAUCAAAAUUUGAAAAUUCUAAGAGACAAUAAGGUAGAAGAUGGAGAUUUGAAAAUAAUCACUGCUGUUGGUUUUCCUUUCCUUGAACAUGUAAGCCCAUUAUGGUCACCAAGUAAAGAUUUAUCUCGGCAUAAACGUCAAAUGAUUAAAUCAAUGAAUAAUAAUAAUAAUAAUAAUAAUAAUAAUAAUAAUAAUAAUAAUAAGAGUGACUUUGGACUGUUAUCAUUACCGACGUCAGUUUCACCUAAAUACUCUGCAUCAAUUCCUACGAUACCGCGUCGUUCGAAUAGUAAUAAAAUCCAUGUUGACCAUAAUAAUGACAAUUCUGUCUUGAAUCAAACUACUCAUAUGUCAUCCGUUGUCACAACAACAUCAUCAUCAUAUUUACCUAUGCAUAAUAACAACAACAGUAGAGAAAACCUGGAAAAUGAAAAUAUCCAAUUAAGAAAGUAUCCUGGUCGACGAAAUUUUACCAUAAAUGAGUCAUAUUUAAAAAAUUCUAGUACAACAAUGCCAGAUCAAAUAUCUCGACCACUUCGUUCUCGUUACUAUCAUCAUCGUCAUCAUUCAAGACUCUAUUCUUUCUCUCAACCUAGAAGAAAUAGUAGUAGUUUGUUGGAUUUGAAUUCAAAUUAUCGAUCGACAUCUUUUUCUGCUUCAUCAUCACCACUCUCAUCGUCCAUUGGAACUCAUACACAUAUGAGCAUUGAGAAUUUAGCCAAUGAACUACAAUCACAUAUGAUUGAUAGUUUAAGUGAUAAAGAAUAUCAUGUUCGACGUGUAUGCAGUAGGUUAAGAAAACAACAGCAACAACAACAACAGUAUCAAAAACAACCUAUUCCUAUUCAAUUUACAACAGAUGAUAUUUCUGCUCCGAAUCCAGCCUCUUUAGCAUCUUCUCCAUUGCCACCACCUAUUACCAUCACUUCUCUGAAUGGAAGUUGUAGUAGAUUAAUAAUUUCUAAUGAUGAUAAUAAUAUAACGAAUGAAGAAAAUCCAUUAGUUGAACGAGUUCGUCCAAUAUUUCAUUGUUUACCUGAUCAAUCAUUUACAAUUGAGCAAAAUAAUUUAAAUUCACAAUUAUGUGGACCAAAUCCAAAAGUAUUUAUUACAUCUACAUGUACUACCAUAUCCAGUAUAACAGAGGCCGAGGCUGAUUUAAGCGAUGAUGAUGAUAAUGGCGAUGAUCAUGAUGGACCAGAAACAGAACUUAGUGAAAGUCACAAUGAUCAUAGCGUUUUACCAUUGAAUAAAGAAGAAAUAGAAACAAUGUCUGACAAUUUUUCAAAUUAAUCACUUGCACAAGAUAAAUACCAAUUAAUUAGAAUAACACUAAUCAUUAAUCCCGAUGGCAAGCAUAACAGUUCAAGCCCAGUUAUUACACAUAUACACAUUGUGUGUACCGUUUUUCAACUUUUAACAGUUUUUUUUCUAGGAACCCGUUUUUUGCCUUUUUAUUAUUUUCUCCUUUUUUUUCUCAACUAGAUAAAUCCGAUGUAAAUAGUUAUAUACUACUAUUAUUACUACUUAAUCAUAGUAAUCAUUAUUAUUAAUUAUUCUCUGUUAGAUACAUUCACAUUUACCUGCUUUCUUUUAUAUCUUCAUAGAAUCUUUUUCUAUAUGGAUGGAUGUUUUCCAUUUAUGUAGAGAAAGUCACCAGUGUAUUGAUUAUUAUUAUUAUUAUUAUUAUGAACUACGUUUAUUUUGUGUAUUAGGCGUCUCAAUUAUUACCCUCCCCCCUCCCCCUCCCCCUAUCUAAUUUUUAUUUUCUUACAUAAUUUCAUUUGUCUUUACUAAUAUUGUUUUUUUCUAUUUUUUUAUUUCCCUUGAUAUUAAUAUGGUCCCCUAUCCACAAAAAUAGGAUGAAAUCUGUAUAGGAAUAAUUAUAAUAAUAAUGAUAGUGGUAGAUGGUCCGUUUUGUCUCCCACCUCCCCCCUCAUCUACCUUCAAUCUCUUUUCUCAUUUAUCUUUAUAUACUCAUAAAUGGCGCACAGAACUUUUAAUAAUUAAUCAUUUUCCUCUCAUACUUUUUCAGUUACUGAUCUAUUUUUUUUCUUUUUUUUUUGUUUUUUUCUAAAAAAAAGAGAGAAAAAUGUAUUUCCUCAGUUUAAUCAAAAAAAAUUGAAAAUGAAUUGACCUUAUCUUUUCCUGUCAUUUAUUCAACUGAUAAAUAGAAUAUUAAACUAAGUUUAAA
Molecule: messenger RNA, 5368 nt
Organism: Schistosoma mattheei
Lineage: Eukaryota; Metazoa; Platyhelminthes; Trematoda; Strigeidida; Schistosomatidae
Source: the annotation of a GenBank genome assembly